Molecule: messenger RNA, 1984 nt
Organism: Morone saxatilis (striped sea-bass)
Lineage: Eukaryota; Metazoa; Chordata; Actinopteri; Moronidae
Gene: rtbdn
Product: retbindin
Cellular component (GO): external side of plasma membrane
Molecular function (GO): riboflavin binding; riboflavin transmembrane transporter activity; signaling receptor activity
Source: RefSeq, a predicted model, not a curated record
CAAAGCAGAAAAGCAGAGGAAACUAAUCCGGACGGAGCAUCCUUCAAACCCACCGACAGACCUGUUUGUGGCUAUAGAGAUGGGUGUCACCUUUCGCCCUCUGUUAUUGGUUUGCGCAUAUUUGGCGGCUGUGCUGAUUGGUGGAACCCGCUCGGAGGGGGUGUGUCUUCAAGACGGCAAGCACAAGGCCACGCCCAGCCCAGAGCCACACCUGAGGGAGUGUGCACUGUACUCUGACAAUAGCUGCUGCACAGAAGAAGACAUCCAGGAUAUCUCCCACGUUGCCACUACUAUCAAUAAGAAUGAACCCUGGGACAAGUGUGGGCCUCUGAGCUCUGAGUGUGAAGGCUUCCUGAAGCGUGUGUCGUGUUUUUACCGCUGCUCCCCUGAUGCUGCACGCUGGCCUCAUCCCCAUCGCCGCUCAUACAUCCAGGCUGUGCCGCUCUGCCACAGCUUCUGCCGUGAUUGGUUUGAUGCCUGCAGGAUGGACAUGACAUGUGCUCGUAACUGGGCCAGAGACCCGAGGGGACAGAACUGCACUGGAACCUGUGUUCAGUAUCAGCAGAUGUACCAGCAUGGCAGGGAUCUCUGCGAGAGCUUGUGGGGGGAUGCCUUCAUGACGGUGGAGGAUGAACCGGAGGAGGUGGGAGAGGCCGGAGAGGUGGGAGCAGAGGGGGACGGCGGUCGCCCCUGCGGCUGCCUGACCCUCAGCCCCUCGGACAAAGACGUGAUCGCCGCCCUCAGGGCCCAGCAGGACGACCCAGAGGAGCUGGACACCACCAAGGCUGGCCUGCCUCAGUACCGGGCCCCUUGCCAGACCAAGCUGCCCCUGCAGGCCAGGAGUGGCAGGAAGGGCAACUCUGUGCUGCGCAAACGCUCCGUCAUGGUGGACGACGUGGAGGGCAGCGGGAGUGGCUUGUAGAGAGGAGUGAUAGAUGGUAAUAUAUAUAGAGAUAACUGUCUAGAUUCUAAUAUACAAAAUCUCUCUUGAAAUGGAGUUGUAACCUCGCUCCUGUAACUAACCUUACCACACAAACCUAAGCUCAUUAUCAUUAUCAUCACAUUCUACUUAUAAUCUCUAUGGUUUGAAUAAUAUCUGCUUCAAGACGCACUGACAAGCUUAUGUAUGGUCAGUUAUUUGAACCUUAACAGCCAGAUUUCUAAAAAAAAUGCCACAACCGAAUGAUACAGUCAAUUCUAUAGUAUUUCUAGAGUAUUUAAAUUCUGCAAGGGCUCUUACUCCAAAAAUAAAUAUCAAUGAUAUUGAUUAUAUCCCAUAAUGGCUGCACAAUUGUUUUAUUGCCAGCUAAUCGUCAUCAAAGUCAGGUAUUUUAUUUGCUUCUUGGCUCAGUAAAACACAUCUCUGACAUUAUGAGUCUUGCACAUGGGAAAUGUCCUGCAGUAUUAGAAGCUUGUGCAUGAAUCAAACAUGUCAUCAUUAACCAGAGGAGUUCUCAUGACAGUAUUGUAAACAUGAUGUACCUGCACCAGUGCUUCACUACCCUGCUACUCUCUUCAAUCAUCUAGGUGACUUUAAUCUGUGCAUUAGUCAAUUGUUAAAUGCAGAUCUUGCUGUUGUGGUGCCGUAUCGUGCAGUCUACACGUCAUAAUGUGUAUGAUAGCGGAGAAAGUCACGCAGAGUAAUGAUAACCAUGAAUGUAACUUAGGCUUUCUAACAUAAACUGCUGGCCUGAGCGUAAGGGAUCAGGUAUGAUGACACUGGAGAGGUAUGAUUCGUACCUGAGGGAAGGUUCCAUAUUCAGAAAGCAGCAUUCAUACCAACUAGGGUCGUUCUGGUAGUUUGAUCAUGUCUAUCAUCAAUGUACUGUGGGUGUUUCUUUUAUAAUUACGUUAUGUAUUUCUAGAGUGAGGCACUGUUAGAUGUAAAUGUUUUGUAAUAAAAGGGAAACUGAUUUGAUUUAUGGUAAGCUUGCUGAAAUGGGUGUUUCUGUGCUUUACGUUCUCAAUAAAGAAGACAUUUCUA